Zingiber officinale is the source of this 584-nucleotide messenger RNA. RefSeq names its product nodulin-26-like. Gene Ontology annotation, biological process: transmembrane transport. Gene Ontology annotation, molecular function: channel activity. The record is from RefSeq and is a predicted model, not a curated record. The transcript is spliced from 3 exons. Lineage: Eukaryota; Viridiplantae; Streptophyta; Magnoliopsida; Zingiberales; Zingiberaceae. The coding region runs from base 152 to 526 and encodes 124 amino acids. Gene Ontology annotation, cellular component: membrane.
AAUUCUCUCUUCUUUUUUACUGAAACUGCACCUGAUCUUAGCUUGUAUCAAUCACCUUCAGGUUCCACCCUACGUGGUGGCUCAGGUGCUUGGAUCAACCCUUGCUAGUUUCACACUGAAAUGGUUAUUUUAUGGAGAUCCAGCAGAAGUCAUGCUUACUCUUCCUUCCGACGGCACAAACAAUCUGAAAGCUAUUGCAUGGGAGAUCGCCCUCACAUUCAUUUUGAUGAUCGUCAUCAGUGGUGCUGCUGCUGAUGGCAGAUCGGUCAAGGAGCUCUCAGGAGUUGCAAUAGGAGCCAUCGUCUUUGUUAAUGCAAUUAUUGCUGGCAAGGUGACUGGUCCUUCCAUGAACCCGGCAAGAAGCUUAGGACCUGCAAUUGCAGCGCAGAAGUUUGAUAGGCUCUGGCUCUAUAUAGUUGCGCCGGUGAUCGGUGCAGUUGCCGGAUCAACUCUGUACAGCUUCCUCGACUUGCCAGAAAAUUCUAAUAGGAAUCAAAAGAGGAUCAAUUCCAGUAUGAUUUGCUAAACUCUGUAUAUUUUCCAGUCGGCUAGAAAUAAACAUAUUAUCUUUUAUCAACGACCUA